AUGAGGUUCUCUCUUCUUGGAGUGGAGCUCUCAACAUUUAAGGUUGAACCUGAUGCUGAGGUCGAGGGGACAAAUGUGCCGGAAGAUGAGCUUCCCGGUGAUAAACAGACUGUAGGUGAAGAGGCCGAAGAAUCCCCCGAAGAAGAAGAAGAAGAAGAAGAAGAAGAAGAAGAAGAAGAAGAAGAGGACUCGGAAGAAGAAGAAAGCGGCAGCGGCAUUGAUUCCGAAGAUGAAGACGAUGAAGAAAAUAGCGACGAAGAAGAUGAUCAUGAAGAACAUUCGGAAGACAAUGCUGACAAAAAGAGCCCCAGCCUUCCAGAAACCCGUCCCGAGAAUGAAGGAGAAGGAGGUGAAGGAGGUGCACCAGCGGAACCAGCUGCUCCGGCCUCGGGACCAUCUUCUCCGGCGGGACCAGGUGCUCCGGCGCGCCCACCUGCACAAAAGAAGCAAUUACUGACACUCAAAUCUAUUAAUGCCAACUCCGUACCUAGGAUAUUGAAAGUAGAAGAUUUGGAGAGAUGA
Molecule: messenger RNA, 522 nt
Organism: Cylicocyclus nassatus
Lineage: Eukaryota; Metazoa; Nematoda; Chromadorea; Rhabditida; Strongylidae
Source: the annotation of a GenBank genome assembly